CCCCCAGCAUUUCAAAUCAAAAAAUAUAAAAUCGGUCAAUUUCGAAUUCGUGUUCACAUUUCGCAGUAACUUUGUUGUACUUAAUUUUAAUGAAUUACUUUUUUAAUCCUAAUUAAAAUGUUACAACUUUUUUAAAGUUUUGUUUUCAGGCAUUUGAGUUCCUCCCUCAGCUUGCACUAUGGGCCUAAAUAAGAAGACUGGUUCAGUAAUGCGGAUUUUAAUCUCACUCGCAAUCAUGGGCCUUUUAAGCGAAGUAUCUGCAACAGUGGACACUUUGGCGUCAGAAAUAGGAUCAUUGGCUAGCAAUCCACUUGAAUCUCUCAUAUCGGAGACUGGCCUUAAGUCAGAAUUCGAAGGCAUAUCUAAAUUGGUAGAACAAGUGAAAGAUGGCCCUCUUGGAAAACUGACUGGAGGAAAAGAUUUGAAAGAACCAUUAAUGAGUCCGCAGGAACCCAUGAGUUUGAAGCCAAUGAUGGGAACUAAAAAGCUUCUGAAAACUGCACCUUUGAAAAAAGUUGUCCUGAAAAAGGCAGUAAAGGCUAAAGUGCUUGUCCCUAAAGUUAAAGUACCGCUGGUUGCAUUGAAAAAGAAACCAAAAACUUACGAGCUAGAGCCAAUCGUACACGUGAUUGAAAAGCCUGUUCCAGUAUAUCACAAAGUGCCAGUGCCAAAAAAAGUUAUGGUGCCGAAGUUUUAUCCGGUAUACAAGCCAAUACCAGUGCCGAAGAUUGUGCCUGUGCCAUUUAAAGUGCCUGUUAAGAAAAUCAUUCCCAAGAUAGUGAAGAUCCCUAAGCCAUUUAUUGUGAAAAAGUAUAUUCCUGUAAAGAAGCCCAUUCCCAUUGGUAUACCUUAUCCAGUACCAAAGAUUUACAAGGUUCCAAUUCCAAAGCCUGUUCCUUAUCCUAAAUUCAUUCCCAUUCCAAUCAAGAAAAAGGUCCCAAAAUUUAUUCCUGUUCCAGUGAAAAAGAUAAUCAAAGUUCCAAAGCCGUACUAUGUACCUGUGAAAGUUCCUUAUAUAACGACAAGCUAUAUGAAGACACCCAUGGUUGUAAAAGUCCCGGAUGUUAAAAAAGAACCCUUCAAGAAGGGCCAGUUUUCUGGAAUCGGAAAAUUCCCUCUGAAGUCCAAAUCUUAUCCUGGACAAAAAUUUCCUACUGGCCCUGGAUUGAUGAACUUCAUUUCUAAUGAAGACAUAGCAGUGAAGACUUAUAAAUUAAAAGAUUCAGCACAAGAACUAGCCAAAUUCGUUUGAUUGUAAUUUCUGUUUUAAUAAACAAUUUUAAUUUAA
This is a messenger RNA of Parasteatoda tepidariorum (common house spider), 1288 nucleotides long. RefSeq lists its product as uncharacterized. The record is from RefSeq and is a predicted model, not a curated record. NCBI's taxonomy places the organism in Eukaryota, Metazoa, Arthropoda, Arachnida, Araneae, Theridiidae.